Messenger RNA from Brassica oleracea var. oleracea, 1415 nucleotides. Its product is annotated as probable N-acetyltransferase HLS1. Gene Ontology annotation, molecular function: acyltransferase activity, transferring groups other than amino-acyl groups. The record is from RefSeq and is a predicted model, not a curated record. NCBI's taxonomy places the organism in Eukaryota, Viridiplantae, Streptophyta, Magnoliopsida, Brassicales, Brassicaceae. The transcript is spliced from 3 exons. Bases 98 to 1243 code for a protein of 381 amino acids.
GAAGCAAUCUGAAAUAUUUGCAAGAAGAAAAGUUUUGUUAGGCUUCCGUACGAUUUUAUACUAAAGCUUUUAUUAGCUGAUAAGUUGAUUUUAAAUUAUGGGGAAAGGUUUUCAAGUAGUUGUGGUGAGAGAUUAUGAUCCAAGCAGAGACUUAAAGAGAGUGGAAGAGCUUGAGAAAAGCUGUGAAGUCGGGUCUUUAUUAGUUGAUCUCAUGGGUGACCCGCUUGCUCGGAUCCGACAAUCUCCUUCUUUCUACAUGCUGGUGGCUGAGAUCGAUACUGAGAUAGUUGGGAUGAUCAGAGGAACGAUCAAGACAGUGACACGCGGUGGAAAUGCAUUACACGAUGGCAAUUCACCGGUAAUAAGCACCACCAAACUCGCCUUCGUCUCCGGCCUCCGAGUCUCUCCGUACUACAGGAGGAUGGGAAUUGGAUUGAAAUUGGUCCAAAGGCUCGAAGAUUGGUUUCGACUAAACGACGCCGCUUACGCAUACGUGCAAACGGAAAACGACAACGCAGCUUCGGUCAAACUCUUCACCGAGAAAAGCGGUUAUUCCAAGUACCGAACACCUACUUUCCUGGUCAACCCUGUCUUUAACCACCGAGUCACAGUCUCACGCCGAGUCAAAAUCAUCAAAGUCGAUCCCUCCGACGCCGAGUCAAUCUACCGCAACCGGUUCUCCUCCACCGAGUUUUUCCCUUCGGACAUCAACUCAAUCCUCACCAACAAACUCUCUUUAGGCACUUUCCUGGCCGUGCCACGUGGCAGUGACUACGUUUCCGGGUCUCUACCCGGGUCAUGGGCAGUUAUAAGUAUCUGGAACAGCAAAGAAGUGUACAAGCUUCAAGUUCAAGGGACUUCUCGUCUCAAACGCACAUUAGCGAAGACGACGCGCGUUUUAGACGGCGCGUUACCGUUUCUGAAGAUCCCGUCGUUUCCUAAUCUUUUCAAGCCAUUCGCCAUGCAUUUCUUGUAUGGUAUCGGCGGAGAAGGGCCACAGGCCGCGGAGAUGGUGGAGGCGCUUUGUUCACACGCUCAUAACAUAGCUAAAAAGAGUGGCUGCGCCGUUGUGGCUGCUGAAGUGGGGAGCUGUGAGCCACUCAGAGCUGGUAUCCCUCACUGGAAGGCUCUCUCGCCGGAGGAUUUGUGGUGCUUGAAACGUCUCCGAGAUGAUGAUGACGGUGUAGACUGGACUAAGUCAACGCCUGGAUUGUCCGUUUUCGUUGACCCUAGAGAUUUAUAAUGAUUUGUUUAUGAUAUCAUUAGAGGAAUCUAAACACUAAACACAAGAAUUGAAAUUACAAAAUCCGAGACUAAGUCUUUAGUGUUAUAUAUACUCGAUUACUCUCCUUACGCUUUUAGUUUUAUCUGUAAUUUCAUACUCGAUCAAGUGUAAAUAAACUGGUUUACAAACA